GACUUCAGUCUCUGUCUAUACGUACCGGGAGGUAUUGCCAUUGCUGGGCCGGCUAGCCAUGCUCUAGGCUCACGACCGUUUCUACUCGCUCGAGAGGAGCACCGCGCACCACCUGGAUUCGUCACUCUUUCUCGCUCUCUCUCUCUCUCUCUCUUUCUCUCUCUGUCUCAGGUACGACCGAAACUGUCACGGUUAGAGGAGGAAGUAUCCUUCUUAAGUUGACAGUAGAGGCCCGCCGAGCGGAGUGAAUCGCUCUAGAAAAUCGAAACAACGUGCUCCGUGCUCAACAAGCUGCUCCUUCUCUCCCUCCCUUUCUCUCUCGAUUCCUCGAAAACGAAAAUCCCUCGGUGUUCUUGGUGUGUUUGGGAGCUUCAGUGGCUUGCUUGCGAGCGGGGAGUGUCGUCGCGUUGGGAUCGUCUCUCAGCUCGUAAAUCGUAACUGCGUUCGUAUCGCCGCGGUAUAACGGAGUCGUAUCCGGCAGUGCAAAAGGAGUGGGGAGGGGAGAGGGGAGGAAAAAAAGCGCGCGGAACUCGGCAGGAAGCUCGAGCUCGUUGGUCGUGGUCGCUUCGCAACUGAAAGUCAGCGAGGAAAUCCAAAGUCCAAGGAACGAGUUGGAAAAAGACGUUCAACGCGCAGAGUUCACGCGCUCUCAGAGGUAUGGUUGACAGCCGACGAAGACGAAGCGAAAGGCAGCUUCGAACUCGUUAACCGGUUUCCGCGGAUCGGCAUGCAGAACGACACUCGGUGAACGACUCACGUACGUACGUACGCGAAGCGAAGCGGAGCGAGGCGAAGCGGAACCCUGGAUGUUCACCGUGCGUGUCCCACGCGUAAAGCGAUCGGACCGGUCUGCUGGAUCAGAGACGGAUGAUCACCUGCCAACAGGGAUAGUAUACCUCGAAGCGGUACAAGCUGGUACUGGAUAAUUUCUCCAAGAUCUCCGCAGCGUGCGCCUCCGAAAACGUAGCGAACGACUGCGAGAACGUGUUUGCGCGACGAAAUUCUUCGAAAUCAGUGAAACGAAAAGGCGAGAAAUCGUCACGGCGAGAGGGGGAGAUUGUUGUUCCAGCAGCCCCGAAACUGAGAGAAGGAAGAAACACGUGUGUGUGUGUGUGUGUGUGUGUGUGUGUGUCGAUCGUCGAAACGUGCCUCGUUCGUGACUCUGCGAGGUAUUUUUACACGGUGCGUGAUUCGGAUUCCAAAGGGGAUACACAAGCCGAUCCGAAAUCCGCAUCCGGUUGGUUGUUACAAGCGAUCGAGUAAAUUUCACGAAAUACAAAGGUAAAUAUCGUAUUUUCAUCCUGUCCAGGUGAAUUCCACGAAAAGCGUGCCUGUUCGUCGACGAGUGAAUGAAGGUUUCACCGCGUAGCGCCGCUGUCGUAUGUACAACCAACCGGUAUGUACGACCGGUAGUAUGCGAAUUAGAAAGUGUGGUAGGUGUGCGGUGUCGUGGGCACAAGUGGGCGCCAGUUAAGUCAACCUCGAGCUACUACCUCCUCGAGGGAAACUCGUGUUUCCGAUCGCCACCGUUUUCUUUCCAUCCGCGGUGCGUGACCUUCGAUUCGGUUGAACAACCGUUGACGAAGUAUGAAACAUCGCGUCCGACCGUGGCUGCUUUCCAACGACGUUCCACCGGCGAGAUUGCUCCGCAAACUCGGUAUGGUAAAUCGAUGGUUCGCCAAGUGGAAUUCACGCGUGUAUUUGCGCGCGACCGCCCGAUCGCGUAGCGCGUACAGUGAACGAGAAGACAGAUCGCGUGGCCGUGGUGUUCGUCGUUUGAUCGAACGAGCUUCGAACAAAGAGGAAAAAUUGGCAAAAUCUGGCGAAAGCCGCCGCAAACCGUGCGCUUCGUGCCGAGCUGGAGGACGAAGAAGUGCAACGGUCGCCGUGGCAUGAGGAGGUUCACACGCAGGCGCAAAACCCUGGCCGCAUUCUCUGCGAUUAUGGGACGCCUUGGCAAAGGCUCGCAGAGCACGACGAGGCCCAUCUUCAGGGUGCAGUAUCGCAAACUCGUGGACGAGUACUCGCAGCAACAGGAACAGCUCAAGUUUAUGCCAGCGUUACCCGACUACAUGUCCUACUGCUGUUGCCGAUGCGGUCACACUCAAAAACUCAAAGCGGAGGAGUUAAACACCAUUGUCGGCAAUGCUUUUCGUAUGGCAUACGUGGCGCAGCUUCAGCGCCAACCGAUCCUUCAAGAUGUGAUCUCACCACAAUCAUCACCCUACAGAAAGGACAAACAGGAGAAUCGAUCUUCGUGGAACAAAUCGCUAACUGGCGACAACUCGAUAGCCGGCGCGGGAGGAGGAGGUGUUUGCAGGAAUUCGUCUUCGAAUUCGUGGCUGAAAAGUCGGACGUCGCCCACGUCCAGAAGUGGAAGCGGCUCGUCUGCGGCGGACAUGAACGUACAGCUAGGCAGCGCCGGCUCGCCCACGCUGCGACUCGCUAGCGUGAAGACACCGAACUCGAUUCCGGGUCUACGGCCGACCCACAACUUCACGAACGUUCUCGGGCCUAUUACGAACGAGGAUGAGCCAAAGAGUAUCUCUCAGCAGAGCACGCCAAGCAGCGAUGAGAGCAACUCACCAACGGAACUGAACUCGUACAAGAGACUAACGGACAAGCCACCUCUGAUAAAGCGGCUGGCGAUGGGUUUGACAGGUGGACGUGACGUUCUUGGACUGAACGGUGAGGAUGACAGCUGCCCCCUCGUCAGUGGUAGCAGCACACCGACCAGCCCAUCAAACAGGCCGCAUUCCGGUGGUUAUAUAAACGAGGCGAUCAUCGACUCGGAGGGCACGAGGCCGGCCUACAACAAGAUACCACCGUCCGAGAGCCUGGAUAACACCAUCAACGCGUCCAUUACCGCGAAGAACUUCAACAUUGAGAACAACAGGAUAGGACACAACUCGCCGAGCUCUGGCACGGAAACAGAAUUCAAAUCGAAGAGAAGAUCUCAGAUUAGCACGUCGAGCAGUUCGGUACCUGCCGAUGGAAGCACACACGGCUCGACGCCAACCCCGCCGCCUCUUCCUGAAAGAACGGACAGUUUGAAUAAUCGCAGCGAAGAAGCGGAACUGCGCAAAGCUCCCUGGUUCCAGGCUGGAAUACCAAGGGAAAUAACGCUAGAAGUGUUGAGCCAAGAGCCGGAAGGAGCCUUCAUGGUGCGAGAGAGCACCAGUAAACCCGGAUGUUAUGCCCUUUCGCUUCGAGUGCCGCGCGAAUUCCAACCAAGCGGAAUAGCCCAUUAUCUCAUAAUGCGUACGAACAAAGGCUACAAAAUCAAGGGUUUCACGAAGGAAUUCACAACUUUGACCGCUCUAAUUACUCACCAUUCGGUGAUGCCGGAAUUACUGCCAUGCCCGUUGUCGUUAAGUCGAUACAACCCUAGCUUUGUGAAAAGCGAUUCCAACAAAGACUUCGCGGACAUCGAUUCGGACCCCGAUUACAAUACUUUAGCCGACUUCCGUAAAAUGAUGGCUGACCUGAACGUCUAGAAUAAAGCCCACCUCGCAAUCAGGACGAUCUGGAAAAAUCGAUACUUUCACCGAAGCUCUUCAAACCGACCCAGCUGAAGCGAAUUCGUUUCGAGAGACUACUCGAACAGAAAGAGAAACUGACAACGCGCUUUGCGAAUAGAGGAUCGCUUAAACGCGAGUGCAGGCACCAAGAAUUCACGAAAUCGUUGAAAUGUGUUUCUCUUUCAUCGUCGUAAAUCGUGUUCAUUAACGAGUAAAACAUUAAUAAAAUUAAUAAAAAGACACGAUCGAUUAACUUGCUGUAACGAUCUGUCGCACGCUCGAGAGUGAAGGAGAGUAUCGUACGCUUGUGAGUGGAUUCUCUGUACGUUCUCGCGGUGAUAUGUAAUCGUAAGUCAUCGAUAGUGAUAGGGAACAUAGCGUAAGUAAUUUAAUGAUCAACGCCAUUCAUGGAAGUAAGAUUCAGCGAAUCAAAAGUCGGAGGACGCACAUCAGGGAAACUGUUCUCCUUAUAUUUUAUAGAUCGAUCCACAGGGUUUCUGUUAAAUUCGUGAAGAACUGUCAGCAUGGAUUUUACUCGAUUAAAUUGUUAACAGUCCACGAGCGUCACUGUAUGUGAUGACACGAGUCUGACACGCCAACACUGCGAUAAAAAAUUUUUUGACAGAUAACUAGUUUGCAGCAUUUUUUCACAAGCUAGUUUGUGUCGAUCGAAUAAAAGUUGUCGCAAAACAUGAGACAUCCAAGUGUAUUUUUCAAUAUUAAUGCGAAUGUCUUUUGAAUGGUUUCUUUGUUUCAAACAAAUGUGCGAGAUCUUAUGAUGUUAAAUUUAGUUUAAAAAUCAAAGAUUAUUUGACAGCGUUGGAUUAUUCAACAGUGAUAAUAAAGUGGAAGCAAGAAAAUGAUAAAAUUAAAGGAAAAAAGGCAACCAAAAAUAUCAAAAGAAUUAAAUCGAAAUAACUUUUAAUCAGUUGAAUAUAAGGCAACGCAAUGAGAUUUUCUAUAAUUUUCAAUCGAUUAAAAGGAAAGACUAAACACUUUGAAGACUUUGCCAUUAAAACUCCACGCGGUUAAAUAGUGUUUUACAAGAUUAAUGUAAAAAUGUGUUUAUAUGUAUAUAAAUUAUAAUUAUUGUUAUACAAUACUACUCAUAUUUAAUUAAAUGACAUUGACGGCAGUUAGGAGGGACUAUGAAACAAUGACAACAGAACUUGAAGAAACUGACGGGGAAAAGUAAUUUUACACUGAUAAUUUAGUUGCUCGACUCACCUAGUCUUGUACAGAAUUUAUGCGCGCAUAGUUAAUAUUU
Messenger RNA from Frieseomelitta varia, 4788 nucleotides. Its product is annotated as tensin-1-like. The record is from RefSeq and is a predicted model, not a curated record. NCBI's taxonomy places the organism in Eukaryota, Metazoa, Arthropoda, Insecta, Hymenoptera, Apidae. The transcript has 7 exons. The coding region runs from base 1893 to 3497 and encodes 534 amino acids.